Colletotrichum higginsianum IMI 349063 is the source of this 1104-nucleotide messenger RNA. RefSeq names its product Alpha/beta hydrolase. The record is from RefSeq and is a predicted model, not a curated record. Lineage: Eukaryota; Fungi; Ascomycota; Sordariomycetes; Glomerellales; Glomerellaceae. The coding region runs from base 1 to 1104 and encodes 367 amino acids. The transcript has a single exon.
AUGGCGCAUAUACUCCGGGCAUGGUCAGCGGCAGUGCUGAGAGAUAUUGGGCUGCAAAGUACCAACACGCGCUUACGGGUCGUCGACCUUCUCGCUCGCUCCGGCGCCGUGUCGCCGGUGUGGUCAGAAAAUACAUCAGAUGCCGCCCCAGACCAGCAGCCUCUACUCAGGCAACGGAACCUCUCCCACGUGGGCGACUCCGGUUCUGAAGAAUUCGUCUUGUCCGACGGGCGCAAACUCGGGGUCGCAUACUACGGCGCAAGGAACGGCCACCACGCGGUGUUUUACUUGCAUGGCUACCCCGGCUGUCGACUCUCCGGCGGCGCAUUCUUCGACGCGCCUGGCGUGAGGUUGGGCGCCAGGAUCAUCGCCGUGGAAAGGCCCGGCAUCGGCAACAGCUCUCCUCAGCCCGGCCGCAGGAUGCUGGAUCACGCGGACGACAUACGCGAACUGGCGGAGCAUCUGAACCUCCAAUCCUACGGCGUCAUCGGCGUGUCGGGCGGCGGCCCGUACGCAUUGGCGUGCGCCUAUUCCCUCCCAGAAGAAAACCUGAAGGGUGUCUCUGUCAUUGGCGGAAUGGGCCCGAUCGAUGUCGGCACUAAGGGCAUGAACUGGGGCAACUGGCUCACUUUCAAAGGGCUGAUGUAUUUCCCGGCUAUAAUUCGCUGGCUGCAGACCAAAGUGAUGGCUGUGCUGAACAGCGUGUCUAACGAGAAGAUGGUCGAGCUAGUUCGCGACGGACUUUCGAAGAAGUCGUACAGCUGGGCAAGUCCGGACCUACCAACUCUGAGGGAUCCUGAGAUUCUCACCAUCAUGCUCGAUUCCUAUCGGGAGCAUUACAAGCAGGGCGUGGACGGGCACAUGGAGGAUGGCCGGGUUUUGACGAGCGACUGGGGGUUUCGCCUCGAGGAUAUGCGCUCCUCUAUACCAAUUCAGCUGUGGUAUAGUAAAAAGGAUACGAAUGUCCCGUUCCGGAUGGGCGAGGCGAUCGCCUCGCGUCUCAGCUCUCCUCCGGACUUCUACGUCAAGGAAGACGAAACACACCUGAACCUUGUACUCAAGUACAGUGCCGACGCUCUAGAGCGGCUGCUUAAGAAGCUUUGA